AACUUCAAAGAAAAAAAAAGCUUUCAUCAGAGAAGAAGAUAAUUCAUCAGAGGGUUCUGUGCUAGAAACAUCUAGAAAAAGAGGAAAAAUAUUUUCUUUUCACAAACUACUACUACUACACAAGAUAGCCUAGAAAGAAAAAAAAAACAGAGAAAAAAAAAGGAAGAACACAAAGGAAAACAAAAUGCAAGCUGCUUCGCUCUCAAAGAUCUGGCGUUUUGAUAGUAAUGUGGGUCCAGAAGAAGACAUGGAUCCUUCUUCAUUUCAAGGUGUUGUGUGCACUGACUUUCCAAAAAAGAAAGGUUUGAGCGUAAGCGAGAGAAGAGAACUGAUCCACGCAUUGUCCAAGCAGCCAGAAGAAGCUUCAGAGCUUUUAAACUCAUGGAGCCGUAACGAGAUAAUGAAGAUCAUAUGCGCAGAGAUGGGUAAAGAGAGGAACUACACUGGUCUCACCAAACCAAAACUCAUCGAAAACCUACUCAGUCUCGUCUCUCGUCCCCUCGGUGAAACCUCUUGUCCUGACCGUAAAACCACCUCGAGGAGGAAGAAGAAGAAACAGAAGACGACGACUAGUUACGUCAUCUGCUGCGAGAAUUUAGCUUGUAGAGCUGCGCUCGGAAGUGAAGAUACCUUUUGCAGAAGAUGUUCUUGCUGCGUUUGUCAAAAGUUCGAUGAUAAUAAAGAUCCGAGUCUAUGGAUUGCUUGCGAGGGUUGUGGAUUGUCUUGUCAUUUGGAGUGUGCUUUGAAGGAAGAUGGGGUUGGGGUUGGAAGUGGUCUUGAUGGUAGGUUUCAUUGUGUGUUUUGCGGCAAAGAUAAUGACUUGCUUGGAUGCUGGAGGAAACAAGUGAAGGUUGCAAAGGAGACUAGGCGUGUGGAUGUUCUCUGUUAUCGUGUUUCUUUAGGACAGAAGCUGUUGAGAGGUACAAGGAGGUAUUAUAAUCUGUUGGAACUCAUGGAUGAGGCGGUGAAGAAGCUGGAGGGUGAUGUGGGUCCGUUAGUGACUUGGGAGAUGAAGAUGGCUCGAGGUAUCGUCAAUAGACUUGCUUCGGGAGCACAAGUUCAGAAGCUGUGUUCUUUGGCAAUGGAAGCUAUGGACAAAAUGGUCUCACCACCUUCAGAAUCUGUUUCAAGACGAGGUGACAUGUUGAGUGUGAGAGUAGAAGAGAUUCAAGCAAAAUCAGCCGCUGUGAGAUUAGACUCCGAUGAAGCAGGGAACAACAGGCAACGCCUAUUGACAAACUCUAGCACUGGUCUUUGUUGUAAUCCAUAUUUGCCUGAAGAUGAAUCCAACAAUGUCCGUAAAAGCUGCUGCAAAGAAAACGAUGACAAUGACAACAUUGGACACUGUAGUGCAGCAGAGGAAGUAGAAUCUGAGCUUGAAGAAGACGAGAGGCUAGUCGUAAAAAGGUAUGUCAACGAGAUAGAGGGAAGAGACUUGAUUAUAACACCCUGCAAGAGAGACACAUUCAACGGCAAGCAAGGAGGGAACAAAAGAUCCAAAUCAAGAACAUCAACCAAGAAACCCGAGACCAAUGUAGCAGCAGCAAAUGCAGUGGGAGAUAAAGAGUUGAGUCAUAUUGUGAAGACCAUUAGAUGCUUAGAGCAAGAAGGGCAUAUAGACAAGAGUUUCAGGGAAAGGUUCUUGACAUGGUAUAGCUUAAAAGCUACUCAUAGAGAAGUUAGUGUUGUGAAGGUUUUUGUAGAGACAUUCACGGAUGAUCUGUCUUCUUUGGGACAACAGCUUGUGGACACAUUCUCAGAAUCCAUAGUGAGCAAGAGAUCAUCAACAUCUGGUGGUGUACCUGCUGGAAUCUGCUUCAAGCUCUGGCAUUAAAAAUCUUUAGAAAUCCGUCUUUAUAUACCAACUUUGCUUAGUAUUUAUUCUAUCUAAACCAUAACGAUACUUUGGAAUGAAAAUAUGCAAGUUCUCUAA
This is a messenger RNA of Raphanus sativus (radish), 1933 nucleotides long. Its product is annotated as protein VERNALIZATION INSENSITIVE 3. Lineage: Eukaryota; Viridiplantae; Streptophyta; Magnoliopsida; Brassicales; Brassicaceae. The transcript is spliced from 5 exons. Gene Ontology annotation, biological process: epigenetic regulation of gene expression; vernalization response. The coding region runs from base 185 to 1834 and encodes 549 amino acids. The record is from RefSeq and is a predicted model, not a curated record.